Drosophila nasuta is the source of this 705-nucleotide messenger RNA. It is a transcript of the gene Uxt, whose product is annotated as Uxt prefoldin-like subunit. The coding region runs from base 148 to 609 and encodes 153 amino acids. The record is from RefSeq and is a predicted model, not a curated record. Gene Ontology annotation, biological process: RNA polymerase III assembly; RNA polymerase I assembly; protein folding. NCBI's taxonomy places the organism in Eukaryota, Metazoa, Arthropoda, Insecta, Diptera, Drosophilidae. Gene Ontology annotation, cellular component: prefoldin complex; cytoplasm. The transcript has a single exon.
AGCUGUAAUAAGAAAGCUUCAUUUUGAAGCAGCAAGUCUGAAUUCAUUUAAAUGAAUACAAUUUUAUUCAAUAAUAAAUGGACUUAUAAUACUAUUUAACUGCAAGAACUCCAAUAUUGCCGUCGAUGCAUUAUCACCUUUAAAACAAUGCAACCGCAAGUCAAGGGGGGCGCCAAAAGCCCAGCGUCCGUGGCCAAACUUGAGGAAUUCAUCAAUGACCGGCUUAAGGAGGAUCUCAAACAGCUGGAGAUAUGUCUCAAUCGGUACAACGAGGACAUUAUGGAAUAUGUACAACUGAAGAACACGCUGCAAACGUUUGACGAGCACAUGCCCGAUGGCUACAAAACACAGGUCAACAUUGGCAGCAAUAUUUUUAUGCAGGCACGCGUCAAGCAAAUGGACAAAAUACUCGUGAACGUGGGCAAGGAAGUGUAUCUGGAAAUGAGCAUGGAGGAGGCCAUCAAAUUUAGUGAUGUACGCAUUAAGAUUUUAACCAAACAGGCGGACGUGGUGCGAGAUGAGAGCGUAAAGAAACGAACACUUAUUAAAUUGGCACUGCUUGCAAUUGCUGAACAAGAAAAGUUGCUGCAAGACGAUAGCAAGAAGUAAAGGAUCGAAUGCAAGAUGGCUGUCAGGGAGAGAAGAGAUGUGGUAGUGUUGGAAAACGAGAUUAGCUAAGUAAAUAAAAUAGUAUGUUAUCUAAUU